AUGUCGACCUCGCAGAAGCCGUUUGAACAUGUCGCCGCGACAUUCUAUCCGACGCGGGUCUUUAACUUUCCAAAGGUUGAGCUGCAUUGCCAUCUGGAUGGGUGUUUUCGACUUUCUUCAGUGAUCAAAUUUGCUAAGAAACGAUCAAUAGAGCUGCCAACGUACGAUAUCAAUGAUUUGCGGAGUUACUGCUGUUUGGAUGCAGACGAAGACUCCUCCCUGGCGCUUUUUCUCAAGAAGAUGGAACUUUUCGUCAGGGUCUAUCAAGGCGCGAUUAGGCAGAGCCCCGUAACAGGCGUUGUGGGCAUCGAUAUUGCUGGCGAGGAGGACAUAGAGGACUCGCCAGCGUUUAGGCCGCACAUCAAAGCUUUCCAAUACGCGAAAGAACACGGGAUUCAUCGGACUGCUCACGCUGGCGAGGCCGGCAGCGCGGGGUCAGUGCUCAAGGCAAAGAGUUUACUCUCCGCGGAGAGGAUCGGCCACGGCUACCACAUCAGCCGAGAUCCAGAUGUCUACAAAAAGAUCCUCCGCGACCAGACGCACCUCGAGUGCUGUCCUAUCUCGAGCUACAGAACAGGGGCAGUUCGCAUCAAGGAACAACACCCUAUCAUCCAAUUCAACCGAGAUAAAGUAAAUUGCUCUUUGUCAACCGAUGAUCCUGGCGUGAUGCUGACGACGCUGCUCGACGACUAUCAACUUGUGGCGGACUUUGGACUCUCGGAGAAAAAUCUCAAAAUAAUGGUUUCCUAA
Molecule: messenger RNA, 750 nt
Organism: Oikopleura dioica
Lineage: Eukaryota; Metazoa; Chordata; Appendicularia; Copelata; Oikopleuridae
Source: the annotation of a GenBank genome assembly